AUGGCGGAAAUCUUAGACAUUCAGAAACCAAUCAUCUUCGAUGAAUCAAUUUCUCACUACGAGGUUCAUUCACAUCAACCUUAUGCAUCAUCAACAUUUAACAAUAGUGAUAAAAUUAGAAUCAGUAUUCAACAUCAAGACUUAUGCAUUCUACCAAGCAAAAGUUCUCUGUAUAUUUGUGGAAGAUUUGUAAAAGAAGAUGGUACCGGCGCAGAUGCAACUAUGAACUUAGUCAAUAUGGCUAUUUGUCAUAUGUUUGAAGAAAUACGCUAUGAAUUAAAUGCUGUUGAAAUUGAUAGAUGUAAAAAUGUGGGUCUCACAAGUCUCAUGAAAAAUUAUAUAUCUUUAAGUCCUGGGCAACUAAAUUUAAUGGAGAAUGCUGGAUGGUUAAUCAAUAAUGACAGUAAAUUAACUAAUGACAAUGGAUAUUUCAAAAUUUCUAUACCACUAAGUUACAUACUUGGAUUUGCUGAAGAUUAUAAUCGUAUUAUCAUAAAUGCUAAACAUGAAUUGAUUCUUAUAAGAUCAAAUUCUGAUGUUAAUACAUAUAUACAUACACCUGCUGCCGUUGGUGAAAACGCUGAAAUAGUGAAAGUUCUUUUCAAUAAGGUAGAAUGGAAUGUCCCAUACGUCACAAUGUCGGACAAGCAAUUUAAAACCGUAAGAUGGACGGUGGAGUAA
Microplitis demolitor is the source of this 681-nucleotide messenger RNA. RefSeq lists its product as uncharacterized. NCBI's taxonomy places the organism in Eukaryota, Metazoa, Arthropoda, Insecta, Hymenoptera, Braconidae. Bases 1 to 681 code for a protein of 226 amino acids. The transcript has a single exon. The record is from RefSeq and is a predicted model, not a curated record.